Sinocyclocheilus anshuiensis is the source of this 870-nucleotide messenger RNA. Its product is annotated as RNA-binding protein 42. Gene Ontology annotation, molecular function: mRNA binding. The record is from RefSeq and is a predicted model, not a curated record. Lineage: Eukaryota; Metazoa; Chordata; Actinopteri; Cypriniformes; Cyprinidae. The transcript has 6 exons. Bases 1 to 870 code for a protein of 289 amino acids.
AUGCGUGGUCCACAUCCUCAGGGCAUGAUAGCACCUCCUCUUCCCAGACCUCCACCUCCUCCACCCAUGAUGAUGGCUCCUCCUAUGUCAGGGCCCCCUCAGCCCCCAAUGGCUCCAGUUGGACCACCCAUGGGACCCAUGCCGCCAGUUGGAAGCAUGAACCCUAUGACUUCGGCACCACCGCGGCCCAUGGCUCAAGACCCUCCGAAGAUCAGUCCCAGUGUUAUACAGGCAGCCCCCACUGUUUACACAGCACCUCCUGCGCCUAAGAGAACUGACCUCAAGAGCCAGAAACAAGCACGCAUGGAGGAGUUGUCAGCAUUGGUGGCGGAGCAGCAGGCCACAGUCAUGGCAGCUGGGCUGCUGGACUCAAAGAAGGAGGCGGUCACAGAUGACAGCGUAAUCGGGCCGAGCAAGCCGGAGCCUGAGCCUACACAUGUGGAGCCUGCUGAUACUAGCACAGAAGAUAAGAAGAAAGGGAAACAGGAAAAGGUGAAGAAAUGCAUCCGGGUAGCAGCAGGUGUCUCAUGGGAGGACACCAGCCUAUUAGAGUGGGAAUCAGAUGAUUUCCGGAUAUUUUGUGGCGAUCUGGGGAAUGAGGUGAAUGAUGACAUUCUGGCGAGAGCGUUUAGCCGUUAUCCAUCCUUCCUGAAGGCGAAGGUUGUUCGAGACAAACGCACUGGGAAAACGAAGGGUUACGGCUUCGUGAGCUUUAAAGAUCCCAAUGAUUAUGUGCGCGCCAUGAGAGAAAUGAACGGGAGGUACGUGGGAAGCAGACCCAUCAAACUGAGAAAGAGUUCAUGGAAAGAUCGCAAUCUGGAGGUCGUGCGUAAGAAACAGAAGGAGAAAAAGAAGUUGGGACUGAGAUAA